Molecule: messenger RNA, 1633 nt
Organism: Perca fluviatilis (European perch)
Lineage: Eukaryota; Metazoa; Chordata; Actinopteri; Perciformes; Percidae
Gene: nsun4
Product: NOP2/Sun RNA methyltransferase 4
Biological process (GO): rRNA methylation
Cellular component (GO): mitochondrial large ribosomal subunit
Molecular function (GO): methyltransferase activity
Source: RefSeq, a predicted model, not a curated record
GUUUUUUUGCUGUCGGGGAAGACGGAACGAAGAACUGUCGCACUGCAUGAUGGCGCUGCUCUUAAAUUCUAGGCUUCUACUAAGAAAAGUUAAAGAUUUAAGGUGUUUAACGCCAAGAAGAAACCGAGUGAAGGAAAAAUGGGCUGUCACACGUACCAAGCACCCUCCCACCAGUCUGGCCCUGCAGCACUUUGACGCCACCUACAGCGUCCAGCUGGGGCAGCUGUGGCCAUCAGUCCGCGCUGCCUUGCUGUCCGAGAGGAAAUACGGAGCCCUGCUCAAUCAUUUCUCCCACGAUGCUGUUCUGGCAGACCUCGAAGCCCAGGGAUGCAGGGACUUCCUCGGUGACACAGCUACAAAAACUCAGCCAUGCUUGGAGCAAAAACCUGAGGUUGCAACCGAGGAGGAAUCCGUUUCUAUGAAGAAAUGUGACAGCGAUAGUGAGCAGCUACCUCCUCUACAGCUCAGUCCUAACAUCAAGUGUCUAGUGUUUCCUAGAGGGGAUAUCACAAGAUUCAAGCCUGCUAGACCAGACAUGUGUGGCUUGUUGGGUUACUAUCUGAUGGACGCAGCGUCUGUGUUGCCGUGUCUAGCCGUCCAAGAAGGACACAAUGUGCUCGACCUGUGUGCCGCUCCCGGAGGCAAGACCCUGGCUUUACUUCAGAGCCAGGCUAUAGGUUUUUUGUGCGUAAACGACGCCUCGGUGUCUCGGACGCUGCGGCUGAGGAAAGUCCUCCACAGCUACGUCCCUAAGCCGCUUUUGACGGACGAGAAGCUGCGCAUCACCUCUUUUGAUGGCACCAAGUGGGAAAUCGAAAGGAACACAUUCGACAGAGUCCUUGUUGACGUCCCCUGCAGCACAGACAGACAUUCACUCAUGGAGGACGACAACAAUGUAUUCAGUAAGAGCAGGACCGGUGAGAGACGGAAGCUGCCAGAGCUGCAGCUGGAGCUGCUGCUGGCGGGAAUCGAAGCAGCUUGUCCAGGUGGGGAGAUCCUUUACUCCACCUGCACACUCUCUCAAAUCCAGAACCUGGGUGUGGUGGAACAGGCCGUCUACUUGGCUCGAGAGAACCGCGGCAUCCAGCUUCAAGUUGUCGAUCUGCGACCCCUCACACACAUGUUUAGGAAAACCUUUCACUUUGCGCCCGACCUCCCCCUGGGUGAGAUGGUCAUCCCCCACUUAGCCGCUAACUUUGGCCCCAUCUACAUGUGCAAGCUGCGGCGGCUCACAUAGACGGUGGACCGGUGCUGAAGCUUGUGGACAUUUGAACGACCGCGUUGCAGCUUUCAUGGACUAACGAGAUGACCCUCUCUCAACCGUAGCUGUUGGAGCACAGCUGAAGGAGAACUUUUAAUCGCCGUGGUGGAGUGCCGAAUCACUGGACAGAAAACACAAAGAAUCCAGUUCAAGGACCUGGACCGUGAUGUUAUUGGAGACGUAUCACCAUGGUAUUUUGUGGAGGCCAACCCACCUCCGCAAAAAAUAUCAAACUCCAACUGUUUCCUUAAUGCUUUUUCUUUAAAGGUCCCAUGGCAUGAAAAUUUCACUUUUAUGAGUUUUUUUUAACAUUAAUAUGCAUUCCCUGAGCCUGCCUAUGGUCCCCCAGUGGCUAGAAAUGGCGAUAGGUGU